This is a messenger RNA of Sitodiplosis mosellana (orange wheat blossom midge), 1459 nucleotides long. RefSeq names its product serine protease inhibitor 88Ea-like. The record is from RefSeq and is a predicted model, not a curated record. Bases 1 to 1266 code for a protein of 421 amino acids. The transcript is spliced from 5 exons. Gene Ontology annotation, molecular function: serine-type endopeptidase inhibitor activity. NCBI's taxonomy places the organism in Eukaryota, Metazoa, Arthropoda, Insecta, Diptera, Cecidomyiidae.
AUGGAGAUAUAUAAGACAAAAUCAUCGCUGAUUUGUAUAAUAAUAUCGGUGUUGGCAGUGGUUUCAAUACUAUCAGCUUUAUGGUUAAGGUCGUUGGCUGAGGAACGUCCAGCCAAACCAUAUUAUCCAAAACUGGAAUUUGCAAUUUCAAUGUUGAAUCUCUUACAAAAGAACAAGCCGAAUGAAAAUGUUUUUUAUUCACCCAAAAGUGUAUACCAAGCUCUGUUAUUAACUUAUUUUGGUGCUGGUGGUAAGACAGAGAAAGAGCUCGAAAAUGUAUUAGGAUUGAUGAAAUGGGCCAAAAACAAAACGGACAUUGAAAAUGCAUAUAAAUUGGAGAAAGACGCACAGGCCAAACCAUACCAAAAUGCAUCCGUUGAAUUCAUUUCAGUUGAUAAAUUAUACUUUUCGGACAGAGUCAACAUCAAAGAUUCGGCGAAAAAUCUACUGAACGAAAACAUUGAGCGACUCAAUUUCUUUACUGAACCAGCUCAAUCAGUUGAUCACAUUAACCAAUUUGUUGAGAAUAUCACAAAGAAUAAUAUCAAAGAUAUUCUUCAAUUGGAUGCAGAUACAAUGAACAUACAGGUUGCUAUCAUCAAUGCUGUGUAUUUCAAAGGAGAUUGGGUGUCAGAAUUCAAAAAAUCAAACACUUAUAGAGCAAAAUUCUAUAAGCAUGGUGUAGAAGAGACUUAUGUGGAUAUGAUGCAUCGAUUGGGGCACUUUAAAUAUGGCUUUAUCGAACAUUUGGACACAGCAGUCUUGAGAAUGCCAUACAAAGGUGAAAAUUUUUCAAUGUACAUCUUCUUGCCAGAUAACAGCAGAACAGCGAUUGAUGAGCUGUUGGAAGAGUUAACCCCGACCAUUUUGGACGAUGUGUUCAAUGGUACUGUUGAAACUUGGGAAACUAGGGUUUCCGUUUCAUUUCCAAAGUUUUCGUUUGAACAAACAUCUAAACUGGAACAGGCAGUGCAACGUAUGGGCAUUCAAAGUUUUUCUGACAAAACUGCAAAUUUCAGUGGCUUCUUUGAAUCUACACUAUCGGAGGGGUAUGAAGUAAAAAUGUUUCACAAGGCUAAAAUUGAAGUUGAUGAAUCAGGUUCAACAGCUGCUGCAGCUACCGCUAUGAUUUCUUAUCCAUGCAGCAUGGCCUAUCGUCCACUUACUCCUGUCGAAUUUAAUUGUGAUCACCCAUUUUUAUUCGUUAUUCAUGAUGAACAAUUUGACGAAAUUUUAUUUGCUGGCAUUUAUCGUGGACCAAACUAACGUUAAAAUUAAAAGACAAUUGCCUUUCACAAUUCGGAAAAAAUGCUGCUUUGUGUAAAAUAUGUAUGCUUUGAAUUGAACACUGUUGAUUACGAAGAUAAAAACGGAUUCAUUCGUGAAUCUUGUAUAUUUUGAUUGUAAUUGACUUUCAUAUAUUUACGUCACCGCUUGUGAUGAAAGGCCAAAAAUAAAU